Messenger RNA from Brassica napus (rape), 3436 nucleotides. Its product is annotated as homeobox-leucine zipper protein HDG11. The coding region runs from base 870 to 3002 and encodes 710 amino acids. NCBI's taxonomy places the organism in Eukaryota, Viridiplantae, Streptophyta, Magnoliopsida, Brassicales, Brassicaceae. The record is from RefSeq and is a predicted model, not a curated record. Gene Ontology annotation, biological process: regulation of DNA-templated transcription. Gene Ontology annotation, molecular function: DNA binding; DNA-binding transcription factor activity, RNA polymerase II-specific; lipid binding. The transcript has 10 exons.
UCCUUUUUAAUUUUACUAGUAUAAGACGUGAGAGGAAGUCGCCGGAGAAAGUGGUUAAAGUCCCUUGCUUUUAUCCAACCGCCGUCGAUUAACCCUCCCUGGAGACAACAAACCGUUCUCUUUCAAAAAACCAAUCUCUUUCCAGAAAGAGUUAGUUGCGGAGAGAGAGAAAAAAAGAAGAAGGUUGGUUCGGUUCUCUCUUUCUCUCUCUCUCCUUACCCCCGAGUAUGGUGAGAGUACUACUUAGCAGUAAUGGAAAGAACAAGAGACUUAAAAACCCCCUCUCUCUCCUAUUAAAACCCCAUCGGUUACACAAUUUCUAAAGAGAGAGAGAGUUUAGGAAUCUGUAAUGAAUGUGAAGAAGAAGCAAAAAAGAAAAAGGGAUUAAGAGAGGAGAAAGAAACCACUAAUGGCGGCUUUAGAGUGAGAGGCUUAGAGCAAGUAGAGUUCAUCACACCCUCCUCUCUCUAGGGGGUGACAUUAUUACGGCCUAAAAACAGAGUUUUCUUCUCUCCUUUAUUUUAGCUGAAAUUAUAGAGCAAAAAAAAAUCAAUCAAUCUUCAUUUCAUAUCAAUGAUUUGUUGCCUUAAUCAAACCCUUUCACCUCCCGUAAUCACCGCCUCUCUCAGAUUCUCUUCCGUUUCGUUUUCCUUUUAACCUCUCUCUCUCUCUCUCUCUCUCUCUCUCUCUCUCUCUCUCUCUCCCUUCUUGUAGGUGCAAAAACUUUAUCUCUCUUUCUCUGUUUCUAGUGGGUCUGCGUUAAUGGCGACAGUGGUGUAAAUGGACCAUUAACAGUUUGUGGUUGGGUGAAAACUAAGUAACAAAAAAUAAAAAGAGUCUUUACUCUUUCUCUUCUUUGUCUAAAGAGGAUGAGUUUCGUCGUCGGGGGAAGUGGUAGCGGCGGAGGAGACGGCGGAGACGGUGAUGGUGGUGGUAGACAACGUCACGACGCGUCUGAAACUGAUAGGAAGAAGAAACGUUACCAUCGUCAUACCGCUCAACAGAUUCAACGCCUCGAAUCGAGUUUUAGGGAGUGUCCUCAUCCAGAUGACAAGCAGAGGAAUCUACUCAGCAAAGAGUUGGGUUUGGCUCCGAGACAGAUCAAGUUCUGGUUCCAGAACAGACGAACUCAGCUUAAGGCGCAACAUGAGAGAGCAGACAACAGUGCACUAAAAGCUGAGAACGAUAAGAUUCGAUGCGAGAACAUUGCCAUCAGAGAAGCUCUCAAGCAUGCUAUAUGCCCUAACUGUGGAGGCCCUCCCGUUAGUGAAGAUCCUUACCUAGACGAGCAAAAGCUCCGCAUGGAAAACGCUCAUCUCAGAGAAGAGCUUGAAAGAAUGUCCACCGUUGCCUCAAAGUACAUGGGAAGACCAAUCUCAUCUCACAUCUCAACUCUACAUCCAAUGCACAUCUCACCGUUGGAUCUCUCCAUGACUAGUUUAGCUGGUGGUCCUUCGCUUGAUUUCGAUCUUCUUCCGGGAAGCUCCAUGUCUAGCAACUUUGCGGUAUCUGACAUGGACAAGCCUAUUAUGAACGACAUUGCUUUGACUGCUAUGCAAGAACUGCUCAGGCUUGUUCACACAAACGAGCCUCUGUGGAGUGGAUCAGAUGGAUGCGGAGAGGUUCUCAAUCUUGGAAGCUAUGAGAAUGUUUUCCCAAGGUCAAGUAACCGAGGGAAGAACCAUAACGUUAGAAUCGAGGCGUCUAGGUCCUCUGGUAUUGUUUUCAUGAAUGCUAUGUCGCUUGUCGACAUGUUCAUGGAUAGUGCCAAGUGGGCAGAGCUGUUUCCUUCAAUCGUUGCAGCUUCUAAAACGCUUGCAGUGGUUUCUUCAGGAAUGGGAGGUGGUACCCAUGAGGGUGCAUUGCAUUUGAUGUAUGAAGAGAUGGAAGUGCUUUCUCCACUAGUAGCAACACGCGAGUUCUGCGAGCUACGCUACUGUCAGCAGAUUGAGCAAGGGAGCUGGAUAGUUGUCAACGUCUCAUAUCAUCUUCCUCAGUUUGUUUCACACUCUCACUCCUAUAGGUUUCCAUCUGGAUGCUUGAUUCAGGACAUGCCUAACGGAUACUCCAAGGUUACUUGGGUUGAGCAUACUGAAACCGAAGAGAAAGAACCGGUCAAUGAGAUGUACAGAGAGAUGGUUCACAAAGGGAUUGCUUUUGGAGCUGAGAGAUGGGUUACUACUCUCCAGAGAAUGUGUGAAAGAUAUGCUUCUCUAUUAGCACCAGCAGCUUCAUCCCUCGGUGGAGUGAUUCCAUCGCCGGAAGGGAAGAGAAGCAUGAUGAGACUAGCUCAUAGAAUGGUUAGCAACUACUGUAUAAGUGUCAGCAGAUCUAACAACACUCGCUCAACGGUUGUUGCGGAGCUGAACGAAGUUGGUGUCCGUGUGACUGCACAUAAGAGCCCUGAACCAAACGGCACUAUCCUCUCUGCUGCUACCACCUUCUGGCUACCAAACUCUCCUCAAAACGUCUUCAACUUCCUCAAAGACGAAAGAACACGUCCUCAGUGGGAUGUUCUUUCGAAUAGUAACGCGGUUCAAGAAGUUGCUCAUAUAGCAAACGGAUCACAUCCUGGAUGCUGCAUAUCGGUUCUACGUGCAUCGAGUGCAUCACAGAGUAACAACAUGCUGAUUCUACAAGAAACCUCAAUAGACUCAUCAGGAGCACUUGUUGUGUACAGUCCUGUGGAUUUAUCAGCGCUGAACAUUGCAAUGAACGGCGACGAUACGUCAUACAUUCCAAUCUUGUCCUCAGGCUUCGCAAUCUCACCAGACGGAAACCGCAAUAGUCCAAGUGCUGAGCAAGGAGGAGCCUCAUCGUCAAGCGGUUAUGGAGGAGGAGGGUCAUUGAUAACGGUUGGGUUUCAGAUAACGGUUAGCAACUUACCGUCUGCUAAACUUAACAUGGAGUCAGUAGAAACGGUUAAUAACCUGAUUGGAACCACAGUGCACCAGAUUAAAACCGGGUUGAACAACUUUCCUAGUGCUUCAACUACAGUUUGAUGCAACAACCAAUUAAAAGCUCUUUUCUGCUUUUUUCUUCUGGGUGUCUCUUUCUCUUCAAUGAUGGAUCAGAGAAAGUGAAUGCCAUAGAGAGAGAGAGAGAAGAAAAGACAUUAACUUCAACUUGUUCUGUUCUUGGACAAAACCUCAUUUAAACAACCAGCUGGAUUCUUACUCACCUUCCUCCUCCUCAUCAUCUCUCUUCAUUUGUUGUUUCUUUUAAUGAGAUUUUUAGGUUUUUUUACUAUUAUUAUUGUUUUUGGUUAGAAACUGGAAGUCAAGAACGCACCAUGCAAGUUCAAACUUUCUUUGUAUGGUUCGGGUAUUGACUUCUAUCGCAAGGUUUUUGUUUCUUUGUUACAGUUAAAAGCUUUUAAACUUUGUUCAUCUUUCUAUUAAAAUGGUAUGUGUUCUGCUUUUGCCUUUUUCUUAAA